GUACUGAAAUCAUUCUCAGGACGUUAAAGAAGCGAAAAGGUUGCGUUGUUUUUCGCUGUCGUGGAAAAGAGGAAAACGGUUUUUUUUUCAUUUGCGUUUUUAUUCCCCGUUGGUCCGCGCUGGCCAGGCAGAUUAACAUUUCGGUGUACAGGUGAAACUGUAGUGAAUUAGCCGUUAGGUCAAAGUGUUAAUCAAAACGAACUUCCAUUCCAGAUGGUAGAAAAAUAGCAUUACUUGUGGUAGUCGAGUUCCGUGUGAAAAGUGCUUGUUUUUCUACGCUUCCGUCGUUCGUCUCCUUUGUCUUUACAAUCCACCCGACCCCCCUCACUCAUACACUGGCUGAUGGUGUUGCGUGUACGGGCCUCAAAGUCGUAGAAAAGAAACAUCAUCGCGAUAAAAUUGCAUCGGAAUAAAAAAAAAUCGGAGUUUUUAACGUUAACUGCCGUCAUCUGUGUACGUGUACGUGGUCAGUGGUGUUAAUUUCCCAACUAGAAACGGAACAUUCUUGCAAUGUCGGAGGAAAAAGUCAACCCGGCGGAGACCUCGGAAGAGCUCGAGGCUGGAUUUUUCAGCAAUGUCGUCAAUGAGAUCAUGUACAGCCCACUGAAUCUGGUUCUGGUGGGUGUGAUCACAUUUCUGCUGUACAAAAUUUUCCGUAGCAGACAGCAACCGGUCGCCCCGCCACCCGAACCAGAACUGCCCCGUCUUCGGAAAGAUUUCACGGUGGCCGAGCUGAAGCAAUUCGACGGUACCCAGGCGGACGGACGGGUACUUGUUGCCGUCAAUGGCAACGUGUAUGAUGUAACCAAGGGAAAGCGCUUCUACGGACCGGGUGGUCCAUACGCUGCGUUCGGAGGCCGCGAUGCAUCUCGUGGACUAGCGACCUUCUCGGUGACCAGCAACGAGAAAGAAGAAUACGACGACCUGAGCGAUCUCAGUCCAAUGGAAAUGGAAUCCGUGCGUGAAUGGGAAAUGCAAUUCAAAGAAAAAUACAUUCUGGUUGGACGUUUGCUGAAACCGGGUGAACAGCCAACCAACUAUUCCGACGAAGAUGAAGAUACCCCGAAUGAAUCCACUCCAUCGGUGGCGGAACCGACGACGAAGACGGCGUCGACGACGGCAGACACAGCCACCGGUGAUAACAAGUCUAGUAAGCCUGCCGAUGUAGCACCACCAGCAGCACCUCCAUCACCAAAGCCGGAAAGUAAAACCAGUGAGGACCCAUCCAAGGUGGAGGACGUGAAAUCCGGUGGUGAUGCGAAGUCGAAGGACGAGUGACGCCCUAAUGGCAACAGCAACAGAUGUAGUAAUAGUGUCAUCACCAACAAUAGCAGCAACAGCAGCAGCAGCAAUAGCAGCAAAAACAGUUACGACAACCACAACAACUACGGUAGCGACGACAGUGGUAGGCUCGAUAAACUGCCGGAAGAAGCACAACAAUUAACGCCGACAACGACGACGAAGACGAUGGUCUGCCGGGACAUUGACGACAACGCCGACGACGAUGACGAGAACGAGGACGAUGAUAAGAGAAGGAUAUAUGAUCAGCAUAGCAUUUGCGAUAUGUUUGGAUUUUAACACUGGCAUGCUGACGGAGGAGGAGGGAGCAAGCGAAUCGAAAUAGGGCUAAUUUUUACUCGGGAGGAAACAUUUUCACCUACACAAUCAACCUACAGCUUAGCACUGAGCGUAUUCAUUCUGUGGCAUGUUUAUGUAAAUGCAAUUGUUACUAGUUUUUAUAUUCGAUGUGUUCCGAGGAACGUUGAUGGUUAAAUGUACUAAAUAGCGGAGAUGAAUGAGGGCUGAAAUCGGUUCGGCCUACGUUGAAAACUAACAGUUUUUUUUAAAUGUUUGCAACAAGCCAUUUCCGAUUCUUAUUUUCAAUCGUGUUUUAAACAAAAUUUAACUCUCAGAUAUUUUUUCAUGCAUUGGUGGCCCGGACCAAAGAAGUAACACAUUGGUAUAACAUUCAUUGGUAUAAACCUUUUCAUCAUGAUGCAGAAUGUACCUGAUUCAGAAGUAAUCCCCUCCACAAAUGUGCUUGUUAUUGUUUUUUACCAGUGGCAGUAUUUUCUAAUGAUGUUUCCAUUCCUACUAAAAAUGCUUCACUUUCGAGAACCCCCUUUCCGUUGAUUUCACCAAAAUUCCAUACACAUCUUACGAAACAAGUUUUGCUUGUAUCGAUCCCAGUCUACUCGUCCAGUACUUAUCUUUAAUCCAGUCUGGUAAAUUGUUGCCUCCCUCAUGCAUAUUAUCGGUUAAGUAAUUGAAGAACCAAAAACAGAAAAAAAAAACUCAUGCUACUAUCAACUAAGAGAAAGCAAAUCAAUAAAUGUGUCUUGCAGUACUAUGCCAUUAUAUUUCCCGACAAGCGCGCGCGGACUCAUACGAAUGGAGCACACCUUCAAACACACCCACACACCCACAUCCAAAAGUAUGAUUAAAAGGUGGAGCAUCCUGAUCCUAAUCGUUAGCAAAAAACUUGACGUUUACCCGUCGUACGAGAUGUAGGAGAUGUUCUCUCCGGAGUUUGAAAAAAAAACAAAAAUACAGAUGACUACUAUUUACAACAAACUAGAACUAAUCCUACGAUACCAACAAUACCUGCAGAGCUCUGGAAGAACACAGGAAAAAAAUAAAACGUUUUGUCUACGGACACUGGCAUCCAAUACGACGGCGAAAACUCGAUCGGCAUGCAUUAUUAUCCCAUACCUACGUAUCUACAUUUGUUGCUUUGUUGCAUUGCAAGUCGUAAUCGGAAAUCGGUUAUUUAUUUCAUCAGAAAUUUGGCUAAGACUAAAUUUUAUGCAUUGAAAAAAAAGAAAGAAAUGUGUUGUCGCUUAACCUAACCAACGUCAGAUUCCAAAAAAAAAAAUAAAGUCAGGUCAAAUAGUUUAUUGUUUGUGCAUUCUAACUCUAACGUGUUAAACUAAUCGAAAUUGAACAAAUUCGGAGGAUUGCAAAACUAAAUACUACCUUGCAGAGAUAAGGGAAGGCUCUAAUGUGGUUUAGGAAUAGCUAAGUUUUAAGGAUGUCAUUUGCCGUUUUAAAAUGGUUCUAGUGUAUAACUUUAGGCAGCGCUGGUUUAUUUUUAUAAUAUAAGAAAACAAAAUGCAGAAAAAAGAAACUUGAUUGCUACUACAGAUCCCCCCCACAAACUCGGCUCCGGAAUAUUCUGCAAAUGGAGGCCAGAAAUGUUUCAUAUAUAGAGCAAAGUAAAAAAAAUGAAUAUACGUAGCCCCAUUUGUCGUGUGAUUUAGUACCAGGACAAGGGAAUUAAGUGUACUGAA
Messenger RNA from Malaya genurostris, 3290 nucleotides. Its product is annotated as membrane-associated progesterone receptor component 1-like. Bases 511 to 1278 code for a protein of 255 amino acids. The record is from RefSeq and is a predicted model, not a curated record. Gene Ontology annotation, cellular component: endomembrane system; membrane. The transcript is spliced from 3 exons. Lineage: Eukaryota; Metazoa; Arthropoda; Insecta; Diptera; Culicidae.